AUGUUAAAGAAAAACUUUACAACAGUUACAGAGUUUAUUUUCCUAGGAUUGACAGAUCGAGCAGAGCUUCAGCCUGUGCUCUUUGUGGUAUUCCUACUCAUCUACCUCAUCACAGUGACUGGUAACGUGAGCAUGAUCUUCUUAAUCAGAAGUGACAGCAAGCUUCACACACCCAUGUACUUCUUCCUCAGCCAUCUCUCCUUUGUAGAUCUCUGUUAUGCCACCACUGUUGCCCCUCAGAUGUUGGUUAACUUUUUAUCCAAGAGGAAAAACAUUUCUUUUAUUGGCUGCAUCAUUCAAUUCCACUUUUUUAUUGCCCUGGUGAUCACAGACUACUAUAUGCUUGCAGUUAUGGCUUAUGAUCGUUAUGUGGCCAUCUGCAAGCCCUUGUUAUAUACUAGUAAAAUGUCCCGAAGAGUCUGUCUCUCUCUUGUGGCCACACAGUACAUUUACGGCUUUGUAAAUGGUUUAAUACAGACCAUUCUGAUGCUUCGUUUAACCUUUUGUGGACCCAAUGAGAUCAAUCACUUCUACUGUGCAGAUCCACCACUCAUGGUCCUUGCUUGCUCAGACACCUAUGUGAAAAAAACUGCCAUGUUUGUGGUGGCAGGAUCCAACCUCACCUGUUCUCUCACCAUCAUCCUCAUCUCCUAUAUUUUCAUCUUUACAGCCAUUCUGCGGAUCCGUUCUGCAGAGGGGAGGCAGAAGGCCUUCUCUACUUGUGGAUCCCACCUGACUGCUGUUACCAUCUUUUAUGGAACAUUGUUCUGCAUGCACCUGAGGCCCCCCUCUGAGACAUCUGUAGAACAAGGGAAAAUUGUGGCUGUCUUUUAUAUCUUUGUAAGUCCUAUGUUAAACCCAUUCAUCUAUAGUCUGAGGAAUAAAGAUGUGAAAAAUGCAAUAAGGAAAGUGAUCCAGAAAUGA
This is a messenger RNA of Mus musculus (house mouse), 924 nucleotides long. RefSeq names its product olfactory receptor family 5 subfamily M member 13B (gene Or5m13b). NCBI's taxonomy places the organism in Eukaryota, Metazoa, Chordata, Mammalia, Rodentia, Muridae. Gene Ontology annotation, biological process: G protein-coupled receptor signaling pathway; detection of chemical stimulus involved in sensory perception of smell; signal transduction. The coding region runs from base 1 to 924 and encodes 307 amino acids. The record is from RefSeq and is marked validated. Gene Ontology annotation, molecular function: olfactory receptor activity; G protein-coupled receptor activity. The transcript has a single exon. Gene Ontology annotation, cellular component: plasma membrane; membrane.